Messenger RNA from Nicotiana tabacum (common tobacco), 1544 nucleotides. NCBI's taxonomy places the organism in Eukaryota, Viridiplantae, Streptophyta, Magnoliopsida, Solanales, Solanaceae. The record is from RefSeq and is a predicted model, not a curated record.
CUUUCGAAAUUACUCACCUUGCUGCACGGUAUGGGAUAGCAACGGAGUUUCACAGUGUUUCAGCAACUUUUCUGGGCUUUGGAGCUAAUAUCGUGACUAUUGUCCUUGUUGCUGCCAUCGGAGCAGGUAAAAGGAGUGCCAAAGAUGGAAAAAGGGUACCCCGUCUACUAACGGUUUCCUUACAUCUUCUACCUGCAUUGGGUGCAAGCAUGGCACUCUUUGACAUGAUUGUGCUAAUCAAGAAAAGACUUGACAGUUUUCCUGAACCAUAUCAUGAAUGGCUCUUCAGAUUCUCGCAAUUCUCAGUUUGGGCCACCAUUCUGCUGGUCCUUAAGUGUGGGUACUGCUAUGUCAUUUGCUGCAACCCCAUCAUAUGCGUUUGGUGGAUGUUGAAAUUUAUUCUUUUGGUACCCCAUUUACAAAGAGAUUUUUCUUCUCUUCAGGUUCUACUAUGUCUUAAAGAAAGCUGCAGUGCUUUAUUGGAUGUGAGUUUUGCAGUUUUGAUUAAUAUUAUCAGAACUACAGCACGGCCUCAGAAUAGAAGUUCCAUGGAGGAAUUGCUUCUGCCAAGUAAAAUGGACACUGCUCAAGGUCGCUUCGGAGGAGUGCCAAAUGGAAUUAUAUGCAACUGCUGGGACCUGAUAGGAUUCAAAUCUAUCAAACCUGUAAUGGAAUGCGGAGUCAAAAGGCAGCUUGACUUUGAAGAUUUGCUUGAGCUACCCAUUGAUAUGGAUCCUUCAUCCUGCCACACUUUGCUGUUAACUAGCUGGAAAGCUCAAGAAAGAAAUGAAUAUUCUCAUCCUUCACUAAUCAAAGCAAUUUGUCUUGCAUAUGGAUGGCCAUAUUUCCGUCUUGGUCUUCUGAAGGUGCUUAAUGACUGUCUUGGUUUUGCGGGUCCAUUGCUACUCAAUAAGUUGAUUCACUUUCUUCAGCAAGGUUCAAGAGACUAUGAUGGCUAUAUUCUUGCACUAUCCUUGGGCCUUUCUUCUGUCUUGAAAUCGUUUCUUGAUACACAAUAUACUUUUCAUCUUUCAAAGCUCAAGCUCAAGCUAAGAUCCAGUAUCAUGAGUCUUAUUUACCAAAAGUGUCUUUCUGUUAGUUUGGCCGAGAGAUCAAAAUUUUCUGAAGGAGAAAUUCAGACAUUUAUGUCUGUGGAUGCUGAUCGAGUUGCGAACCUGUGUAAUAGUUUUCAUGAUAUAUGGAGUUUGCCAUUGCAGAUUGGAAUUGCUCUUUAUCUGCUGUAUAAACAAGUCAAGUUUGCAUUUCUGUCUGGAAUAGCUAUAACAAUUCUGCUAAUACCAGUUAAUAAGUGGAUUGCAAAUGUGAUUGCAAAUGCUACAAAGAGCAUGAUGGAGCAGAAGGAUGAAAGGUAUGUGGCAGCAACUCUUUAUAACCUUGCCGGAAUUCAUUUUGGUAUAUCACCUCAUAUGGGGUUAUUCCUGAAAUGUUAGUUCAUUCAUCUUCUUUACCUGGUCAGUGCUAUUGGAAAGAUUAAGUGUAUUGGUGCCCAUGUUGAAUAAUCACAAAUUUCUUUUCUAAACUUG